GAUUUGGGUGUUUUAUCGUAUAUUUCAUUUGGGGGAGUGAUGUGUUCUCUUAUUAUUAUUGUGUGUGUUUUCUGCGUUGGCACGACAAAAGGGGUUGGAUUUCAUGGAAAAGGAAGCCUUGUGAAUUUGAAAGGAAUACCCACUGCGCUUAGUUUGUAUACAUUUUGCUAUGGUGCUCAUGCCAUGUUCCCUACUAUAUAUAGUUCAAUGAGAAAGAAAAGCCAGUUUUCCAAGGUCCUAUUUCUAAGUUUUAUCAUUUGCACCAUCACGUAUGUGUCCAUGGCCAUAUUGGGUUAUCUAAUAUAUGGUCAGACUGUUCAGUCUCAGGUAACAUUGAACUUGCCUCAAGAAAAGCUCAGCUCAAAAGUAGCAAUAUACACCAUAUUGGCCGGCCCAAUUGCCAAAUACUCUUUGACCAUAACGCCAGUUGCCACUGCCAUAGAAAACUGCUUGCCAGCAAACUAUCAACAUAAUAAGCCUAUUGGUAUGCUAAUCAGAUUGGUUUUACUAUAAGCACGGUGAUUUUGGCUGUGUUAUUUCCCUCUUUCAAGUCUGUAACGUCCCUCAGUGGAGCGUUUCUCAUUGUUUCUGUUUCCUUCUUGCUCCCAUGCCUUUUUACUUAAAAAUAUUUGGGGUCUAUAGAAACUUGGGGUAUGAGCUAGUUGGUAUUGUGGGAAUAAUAUUUAUGGCAGUCUUAGUUGGAAUUGUGGGGACUUAUUCAUCUAUUGCUCAAACUGUCAAGCAUGCUUAGAACCACUUUGUGUAUUACACUAUUUAUUUUUUUAUUUAUAAUUUUCUUUUGUAAUAUUUUAGUAGUACAUAUAAUGAAACAAUCCCUUGCCAAUACUAUUGAAAAUCUUGUUUGUUACUCAACUUCAAAUGAAACUUUGAGUUGGUGUUGAAUACUA
Camellia sinensis is the source of this 908-nucleotide messenger RNA. The record is from RefSeq and is a predicted model, not a curated record. NCBI's taxonomy places the organism in Eukaryota, Viridiplantae, Streptophyta, Magnoliopsida, Ericales, Theaceae.